CGAAAUCUGAUAACGAUGACUUGAACGACUCCAGGCGUGCCAGUGGACAGCAAAACACUCAUUUCACCCACCGUGUCGACGCCGGUCAUGAUGGUCUUCACCCACUGAACAUUUAAUUAUGGGGUCCUCGGGGUAAAUGAAGAUGACCGCCUUUUAAUAAUCAGGUUGAAUCAAAAAAAAAACAACAGUUUUCCCCUCCUUCCUGGACUCGAAGGAUGCUGAAGCCUGGCGCGACGUACGAUUAUAAUAAUGACGGUACGCUGGCUCUUACUUCUGCCGUCGUAACUCCCAUCCCCCCGAACAUUGGUAACAUGUAGGUCGUCUAUCCUUUCAGCAACGUGACUCGUAUACGUACUGAUUGGACAAAACCAAUCCAGAACAGGACCACUCCUCAUCGGAUACCUGGUCAACUUUGGUCUGUUUGGCGUCUUGUCUGUACAGACGUAUAUCUACUAUUUAGCAUUUCCGAACGAUGCCAAAAAAUACAAGGUUUUGGUCUUUGGUAUUUACCUUACCGAGGUGGUCCAAACAUUGAUGGUCGCCCAUGAUGCUAUGCAAACUUUUGGGCACGGAUUUGGCCGCCUGGACGUAUUGAACGAUGUUCAAAACAUAUGGUUCCAUGCAUGUGUUCUCGAUGGCAUCAUCGCCUGUGUGAUCCAAAUCUCCUUUGCAUACCGAAUAUACCUUCUAUCCCACUCGAAGAUUAUUCCAGCAGUCGUGUCUCUCUUGGCUUUGAAUCAAUGUGCAGCAGCUGUUACGACAGGUGCACUGGCCAAAAUCAACGGCACAGUUUCGAACAUAUCGUUCGAUCGUACCAUGCGACCGGUUGCGGGUCUUUGGCUCGGGGGCAGUGCGCUCUGCGACAUCUUGAUUGCACUUACCUUGACAUACGUGCUCUCCAAGUUCGAGCUCUCCAAACACGAAUUUUCCAAGCACAGCAGCUUCACUGAGACUCGCGAUCGCAUAAAACGAAUCAUAAGACUCACAAUGGAGACCGGUAGUUUGACGGCGAUCAUUGCGACCACUGCCCUCAUCCUCUUUAUAGUGUUCCCAUUCGAGGACUACGAAAUCUGUCCCGCAAUCAUCUUGGCCAAAAUGUACUCUAACUCGCUCAUGGUCAUGUUUAACAGCAGAAUACAAACCCAGACUGGCCUCGGCCAGCGAGUAGAUGCCAGUGGCGAGUCAAAACUCGAGGCCACUGUCGUCAGUUUGGCUCAUCGGAAUACGGACGCAAGAAUGGGAAGUGGGCCCGUCGGAGUGAGGGUGGAUGAGACCACUUCUGGACUGAUUUUUUGGAACGGCGCGGCAUUUGCUAUGGAACCAAUUCCCGCUCCUGGCGAGGCAUUGUGUACGACGUCAAGGUCUAGUGGUUUAUCCAACAAUGUAUGAGGAUCUGAGGUCUACCCUAUAUGUCCGAGAUCACCUCUUGAGGUGUCUAUUAUAAUCAUUAGGUGGUAAAUCCUUGGACCCCGUAGGAUAGAGUAUUUAUGUAUGUGUUUAUGUAAUUUCAGGGUGGGCC
This is a messenger RNA of Marasmius oreades (fairy-ring Marasmius), 1519 nucleotides long. RefSeq lists its product as uncharacterized. The record is from RefSeq and is a predicted model, not a curated record. The coding region runs from base 535 to 1389 and encodes 284 amino acids. The transcript has 9 exons. NCBI's taxonomy places the organism in Eukaryota, Fungi, Basidiomycota, Agaricomycetes, Agaricales, Marasmiaceae.